AUGGAGCUAAUAGCAAUCAUUGGGAACCACGACAUCGGCUUCCAUCAUGAGUAUGUUAAGUUCAGAAGUCUCACUGUUAAAUGGAGGCUACCAAGUGAUGCUCACUUGGUAGCCUUGGUAACACUUGGUAACAUCCUUUCUUUUUGAACAGGAUGAACUGGUACAAACUUGAACGCUUCAAGAGGGUGUUCAAUGUCACUUCUGCCCGGAUCGUAACCAAAAACGGAGUCAGGUAGGUCACACUACUGGAAACAGCAACAUCUAACCUUGUCUAAAAACUCUGCAUGUCAACAGUUUAGCAAUGUGUGGUUUGUGGUUAGUCACGUUGAUGUGUUCCUUAGCUUACAUUAUUGCACCAUCAUUAAUGUAAAUGUUGUAUGUGUGUAUGUGUGUGUGUGUGCGUUUCCCCAUUUAGCUUUGUGCUGGUGAACAGUAUGGCCAUGCAUGGAGACCGUUGCCCCAUCUGCGAGCAUGUGGAGAACAAGCUGUACAGCCUCUCUCAGGCUAUCAACUGCUCUGUGCAGGUGAUCUUCAUCACAAUCAUCAUCCUCAUCAAUGCCACACACACACAAACAACACACAGCACACAACAAACACUCACACACAAUACACAACACACACACACACACACACACACACACAGAGACCGCUGCCCCAUCUCUGAGCCCGAUAAUGGGGGUUAUCGGGCAUUUGAGAGAAGCAGAGAUUUGAGCGUUGACUAAAUAAAGCUGUUUCUCUCCCGGAUGCAAUCAAGUCCCAGAGCCACCAUAUGGCUUUUGCGUGUUACUCAGUGCCAAACAGAUUUGUGGGUAAAAAAAUGUUGGUUAAUCCCAGACUUUAGUUACGAAUGUCCCAAAAUUUUUUGGCCCUAAAAGUCUUUUGAAACUUGGUCAUUAUUAUGUUGUCACAAAAGAUAAAAGCUUUUCCUUACACAUUGUCAACAUACUGUUACUUCCAAUGUCAAAGUAGAUUGUAAUGAUAUUGUGGAUUUCACAGAGCCAUCGGUCAAGCAGCAUAAGAAUGUACUGUCAGGAGGAUAUGCAGAAGUUUCCCCGCUCAUCGCCUGUCAUUUUACAGGUACGACUUGAUGUGUGUGUGUGUGUGCGUGCGUAUCAAAUAAAAUCAAUACAAUUAAAUGUUAUUCGUCACAUGCUUCGUAAACAACAGGUGUGGACUAACAGGGAAAUGCUUACGGGCCCUUCCCAACAAUGCAGAGAAAGAAAAUAGAGAAAUAAUAGAAAAGUAAAACACAUAAUAAUGAAAGUCAUAAUAGAUACAGAAUGAGUAACGAUAACUUGGCUAUAUACAAGGGGUACCAGUACCGAGUCCAUGUGUCACGACUUCCGCCGAGGCUGCCUCCCCUCCUUGUUCGGGCAGGCUUCGGAGUUCGUCGUCACCGGCUUACUAACCACUGCCGCCCCAAUUAUCAUCACAUUUGUCUUGUCUUGUCAAUCACACACACCUGGUUAUAAUCCCCUCAUUAGUCCGUAUAUAAGUGUUCCCUCUGCCCCCUUGUCCUUGUGGGUGAUUGUUUGUAUGUGAGAGUAGUGUAGCUCGGUGGAGCUACUCGUACCAUUUUGUUGCCAGGGUAGAUAUUUCCCCUGUGCCUAUGUAUUGUUGGAGAUACCGUUACAGUGUAUUGCCAGGGUAGAUAGUUUCCCCUGUGCCUGUUUUGUUUGUCGCUAUUCCAGCGUAUUUUGUGUAACGAAGGAAUAAACUCUGUAUUCUGUGAUUACCCUCCUGCGCCUGACUCCUUCCAUCACACUCAUCACACCAUGUUCAGGGGUACGAGGCAAUUGAGGUAGAUAUGUACAGUAUUUGAUCCCAUGCUGAUUUUGUACCUUUGCCCACUGACAAAGAAAUGAUCAGUCUAUAAUUUUAAUGGUAGGUGUAUUUGAACAGUGAGAGACAGAAUAAAAACAAAAAAAUCCAGAAAAACUUAUGUCAAAAAUGUUAUAAAUUGAUUUGCAUUUUAAUGAGGGAAAUAAGUAUUUGACCCCCUCUCAAUCAGAAAGAUUUCUGGCUUCCAGGUGUCUUUUAUACAGGUAACGAGCUGAGAUUAGGAGCACACUCUUAAAGGGAGUGCUCCUAAUCUCAGCUUGUUACCUGUAUAAAAGACACCUGUCCACAGAAGCGAUCAAUCAAUCAGAUUCCAAACACUCCACCAUGGCCAAGACCAAAGAGCUCUCCAAGGAUGUCAGGGACAAGAUUGUAGACCUACACAAGGCUGGAAUGGGCUAUAAGACCAUCGCCUAGCAGCUUGGUGAGAAGGUGACAACAGUUGGUGCGUUUAUUCGCAAAUGGAAGAAACACAACAUAACUGUCAAUCUCCCUCGGCCUGGGGCUCCAUGCAAGAUCUCACCUCGUGGAGUUGCAAUGAUCAUGAGAACGGUGAGGAAUCAGCCCAGAACUACACGGGAGGAUCUUGUCAAUGAUCUCAAGGCAGCUGGGACCAUAGUCACCAAGAAAACAAUUGGUAACACACUAAGCCAUGAAGGACUGAAAUCCUGCUGCGCCCGCAAGGUCCCCCUGCUCAAGAAAGCACAUAUACAUGCCCAUCUGAAGUUUGCCAAUGAACAUCUGAAUGAUUCAGAGGAGAACUGGGUGAAAGUGUUGUGGUCAGAUGAGACCAAAAUCGAGCUCUUUGGCAUCAACUCAACUCGCCGUGUUUGGAGGAGGAGGAAUGCUGCCUAUGACCUCAAGAACACCAUCCCCACCGUCAAACAUGGAGGUGGAAACAUUAUGCUUUGGGGGUUUUUCUGCUAAGGGGACAGGACAACUUCACCGCAUCAAAGGGACGAUGGACGGGGCCAUGUACCGUCAAAUCUUGGGUGAGAACCUCCUUCCCUCAGCCAGGGCAUUGAAAAUGGGUCGUGGAUGGGUAUUCCAGCAUGACAAUGACCCAAAACACACGGCCAAGGCAACAAAGGAGUGGCUCAAGAAGAAGCACAUUAAGGUCCUGGAGUGGCCUAGCCAAUCUCCAGACCUUAAUUCCAUAGAAAAUCUGUGGAGGGAGCUGAAGGUUCGAGUUGCCAAACGUCAGCCUCGAAACCUUAAUGACUUGGAGAAGAUCUGCAAAGAGGAGUGGGACAAAAUCCCUCUUGAGAUGUGUGCAAACCUGGUGGCCAACUACAAGAAACGUCUGACCUCUGUGAUUGCCAACAAGGGUUUUUCCACCAAGUACUUAGUCAUGUUUUGCAGAGGGGUCAAAUACUUAUUUCCCUCAUUAAAAUGCAAAUCAAUUUAUAACAUUUUUGACAUGCGUUUUUCUGGAUUUUUUUGUUGUUAUUCUGUCUCUAACUGUUCAAAUAAACCUACCAUUAAAAUUAUAGACUGAUCAUUUCUUUGUCAGUGGGCAAACGUACAAAAUCAGCAGGGGAUCAAAUACUUUUUUCCCUCACUGUACAUUUAACUAGGAAUAUGUGACAGAUAAUAAACAGUAGCAGCGUAUGUGAUGAGUCAAAAAAGUUUGUGUAAAAAGGGUCAAUGCAGAUAGUCCGGGUAACUAUUUAACUAACUAUUUAGCAGUCUUAUGGCUUGGGGGUAGAAGCUGUUCAGGUUCCUCUUGGUUCCAGACUUGGUGCAUCGGUAACACUUGCUGUGCGAUAGCAGAGAGAACAGUCUUUGACAGGUGGCUGGAAUCUUUGAACAUUUUUAGGGCCUUCCUCUGACACCGCCUGGUAUAGAGGUCCUGGAUGGCAGAGAGCUUGGCCCCAGUGAUGUACUGGUCCAUACGCACAACCCACUGUAGCGCCUUGCGGUCGGAUGCCAAGCUGUUGCCAUAUCAAGCGGUGAUGCUCUCAACGUUGCAGCUGUAUAACAUAUUGAGGAUCUAAGGGCCCAUCCAUGCCAAAUCUUUUCAGCCUCCUGACGAGGAAAAGGCGUUGUCGUGCUCUCUUUACAACUGUGUUGGUGAUAUAUUCUUAGUGAUGUGGACACAGAGGAACUGGUGUUGCAAGCGCCACACUCUACCAACUGAGCUACACGGGACUGAGCUACACUGGACUGAGCUACACGGGACUGAGCUACACGGGACUGAGCUACACUGGACUGUGCUACACGGGACUGAGCUACACGGGACUGAGCUACACGGGACUGAGCUACACUGGACUGAGCUACACGGGACUAAGCUACACUGGACUGAGCUACACUGUACUGAUUUACAUGGGACUGAGCUACAAUGGACUUACUAUAGGUCAUUGCAGUGUCAUUGUUUAUCCUUCUUGGUAAAGAGCUUAUUUGUUCUUGAAUCGUGCAAGGGUGCCAAUAUACACUCACAGGUCAGUUUAUUAGGUACACCACCCCGUGUGGGCAGCACUACCGCCUGAAUGAUGCAGAGUGCACUGGGCAGGGCACCACCAGGUGUUCCAUGAGCACUAUGAUGUGCUAUCCCAGGAGCUUUCUCAAAGGAUGCGCUUAGAUACUCAGAACUAUCACUCACACCUUGGAUUCAUCUCCAUUGUCUAAAGUGGCCUCCUCCGCUUGCUUUCAUAAGUUGUUUUUUUCCAGAUCAGUGCAGAUGAAGGAAAGGGCACAACAGAGGAAGCCACUUUAGACUGAGAUACAUCCCUAGUGCUCAUUCUGAAGGGUAUCUUUCUGACUGGUUAUCACUUAGAGGCUUGUGAUUGGAGAAAUAUGAUGGAUUAUUUUGGUUCCACUCUACAGUUAUUUUGGUGGUUUCCACCCCGCCUUAUCUUGAGUGGCCACACCCACAGUGCCUGUAAGGUGGUUCAUGACAACAAGCACCCAGAGGUCAGCGUUCCAUCCUUCAGCUUGAGGAACCGCAACAACCCCAGCUUCAUCCUGGUAACUAACUAACUGUUGGGGUCAAUACCAUUUCAAUUUAAGUUUACUACCUGAAUUUAAAUAAAGUGCUAGAACAGUAGAGAAUCAGUACACAACCUCUCUCUCUGCAGGGCACCUUCUCUCCACGGACUUCCAGUUGGCCAGGUGCUUCCUGCCAGAGGAGAGCAGCGUGGUGGCCAACUACUGCGCCACAGCCGUCUCCCUCCUGCUCAUGGCCCACCUCCACCUCUCCAAGAGCUUCAUGCUCCUAGCCACCAGCCUCAUGGGCAAGCACAAGGGCCUGUGA
Messenger RNA from Coregonus sp. 'balchen', 5092 nucleotides. Lineage: Eukaryota; Metazoa; Chordata; Actinopteri; Salmoniformes; Salmonidae. The record is from the annotation of a GenBank genome assembly.